GUUGAAAAUGAGUUCAUUGGUCAUACAAGAAAUUCACCAUUACCAAAUCCUAAAUAUUACAAACUAACUGGUUUCAAUCGUGAGUUUUGGAUAGACAUGUACUCAACUCAUGACCAUAAAGCACCAGUGUUCUUGCCUCCAGAUAGAAAAGAUUGUUUAUACAUUGAAGCUCAACUCUUAAACUCUACCAUAGCAAUAUUAUAA
Molecule: messenger RNA, 204 nt
Organism: Trichomonas vaginalis G3
Lineage: Eukaryota; Parabasalia; Trichomonadida; Trichomonadidae
Exons: 1
Source: RefSeq, a predicted model, not a curated record